Molecule: messenger RNA, 2255 nt
Organism: Oncorhynchus tshawytscha (Chinook salmon)
Lineage: Eukaryota; Metazoa; Chordata; Actinopteri; Salmoniformes; Salmonidae
Exons: 2
Coding region: 984-1775 (263 amino acids)
Molecular function (GO): protein dimerization activity
Source: RefSeq, a predicted model, not a curated record
GUUGCCCAGUCUCCCCACUGUAGCCUCUCGGAUGUGUGUGUGACAGACAGGUGGGUGAAUGAAUGACAGCUUUCUGAGGAGAGAAGUAUCGAACAAAAAAUGCCCAGAUUUGCAGCAGAGGAGCUGAUGAGUAAACACUUGGCGACUAGAAUAACAGCCAGUGAUAGGGCCAGGGAGUUUCCAGCUGAACUGUACGAGGAUGGAGCAGUACUUUCCUAAGUCUGUCAGCAUUCAAUCGACGACAUAUUGUGUCAUACUGCGGUGGAGCACCUAAGGUCACUCCGACACAAAAUAGGAGGGCUAGUGGACCAGUCCAAACAAGAACACAGACCCUGGCCUCCUGUCUGGCAAAGACCCCCUCCACAGCUGAGAAAAAUUAGUUAAUCUUGGACUUCACAAGAAUAUUAAUCAAAGUAGAUAUACCUCUUGAGAAGGGGCUCAAAUUCUUCACAUUUCUUAAGAAACUUUGCAAGCAGGGAGGGUCUGUCCCAGCACCAUCCCAUCUGCGUACAGAGUACCUGCCACAGCUCUAUCCACAAUAUGAGCAGGACAUCAAAGAUGAUGUAGAGGGAAAGGACAUUUAUGUCAUCCUUGAUGAGAUCAAUACCUUUGGAAAAUGUGCACUCGCUAUCCUACUCCAGCCAGUGGGUAUACGACCUGUUGUAGCAGACCGGGCUUUCUCGGAUAAUGUCCACUUUACCACCGUGUCCCAAGCUGUCAUUUCCUGCCUCAACAACACUGGGGUUGACUUAAACAAUGUGUGGGCUUUUGUAAGUGACUCAGCUAGCUACAUGAAAAAGGCUUUCACCCGCAUCUUGAAGGGCCUCUUCCCCAACUACGGACACAUCACCUGCUUUGCCCAUCUCCUGAGCCUGGUGCUGGAGGUUUUUCCAGAGGUGUUUGAGGACGUGAACAGGUUGUGUGCUCUGGUGAAUAAGGUGUUCUGUCAGGCGCCCCAGCGUCGUCUGGAGCUGUAAUCAUUCAUGCUGGAAAUUGGCCAUUCUCCUGUGAUGCCUGGGCAUGCUGUGCAGACCAGGUGGGGCUCCUGGAUACGUGCUGUGGAGUACCUGGCAGAGUACAUGGAUGUGCUCACCGACUUCACUACGACCUUACCAGAAACGGCAAAGUGUGUCCAGGACCUUUGUGAGCUGCUGAGGGAACACAAGGCCCAGCUGAAGGCCCAGACAGUGCUCAUUGUGGAGCAUAGUGUGGAGAUAGUGGCUAACCUGACAAAGCUGGAGGAGACCUCUGUGCCAACAGCCCACAACAUCGCCAGCAAGCUGGAGGACCUGCAAAUGCAGUCUGAGUAUAGCAGAACAGCUGGGGCUGAGGACUGGCUCCCUCAUACAACAGAGCUGCUGGGGCAGUUUCCAGAGAUGUUCCAUUCUGCCAUGGCAUCAUGCUCAAUCAAGCUGCAGACUGUGCUGGAGAAACACACCUGCCUUCAACUGUUCACGUCACUAACUGUUCUAGAUUCAGCCCAGUUGGUAGGCGCAAGAAAGGACAUUAAGGACUAUGUCCAUGCCAUCCCUGCUCUGAGCCAGGUGUCUGCAGAGGAGUGGCACAGAUAUGUGGGCAUUAACAAGGCAGACGCUAUGGAACUGAGUGCCGUGAACUGGUGGGACGCUAGGCAGGACAGGAUGCCAGUCUUAGCUCAUAUUGUGGUGAUACAUCUGUUCCUCCCAACUACCUCUGUGGAUGUUGAGAGACUUUUCACACGUUAUCAGAUGCUACUUAGUCAGCGUAGAAAGAGCCUCACAGAGAACAUUUUUUAAAUGUUGUUGAUUGCAAAGUAUAAUAGCAUUAAGCACUAAAAAGUCAGUCACACACACACCCACCAACUCUACCACUCUUUCAGUGUUAUGGUUUGAAGUAAUUUCAUAAUAGUUCAUUAAUAGUUAUAUGGGGAAUGGAAUGAAGAGACAGAAUUGUCAAUCCAAUCUAUUUGGUGUAUAUGUAUUUAUAGAUAGAUUCAUCAAUGUAUUAUUUGUAUUCGUAUGCCUUUGCACUUUGUUGAUGACGCUCAACUGUUUUAUCUGUCAUGUUUUUCAAUAGGGAAACACUUACGAUAACAGGAUCAUAUAAAGGUUGAGGUCUGUGUAGAGGUUAUAUUUGACUGAGAUUUAGUAGAAGAAUAACCAUAGGUUCAUUGUCAUCUAAUACACAGAAUUAAGCAUUUAUUUACAUAAAACCAUGUUCCCAAUGUUAUUAAAUCAUGUUCCUACACUAGAGGCAAAAAAAAAAGGCUUUCCGCA